AUGACAGGCAACGGUACGAAGCCGGGCACUCUCAAGGUUUUGAAAGUUGUGGUGUUGAGCUUAGCAUUAGUUUUGCUUAUUCUAUUCCUCAUCGCUACAGUUAGGACGUUCACAUUAGAGGUAAAUGCAGGGCUUCAGCUGGCGCAGUGGGAGAGAACCAGUAAAAUAUCCCCCGAUAUAAGCCAACAGCAGAGAGAGAAACAGCUAGCAAAUUUCAAAGAGGCUAUCCAGAUACCCACUGUUUCCUUUUCGGAGACUGAAUUCAACCUCACCGCUCUGCACGAGUUUGACAAGCUGUUGAGAAGAGUGUUCCCAAAUGUGUUCUCGUCGGGUCUGGUCAAACAUGAUGUAAUAGCCAACUACAGCCACCUGUUGUCGGUUCGUGGGACUGACCCACUUCUAGUCCCCUAUAUGCUGUUGGCCCAUAUUGAUGUGGUGCCUGCCAAUGAGCAGGAUGGUUGGGAAGCACCACCAUUCUCCGCCAAAGAGAUUGAUGGAUUCAUUUAUGGACGAGGUACCAUAGACGACAAGCAGUCUGUUAUGGGGAUCCUGCAGGCUCUUGAGAAUCUGUUAGAAAAAGGCUACAAACCUCGACGAAGCUUCUACAUUGGCCUUGGCCAUGAUGAGGAAGUCAAUGGUUUCAAUGGGGCCGUGAACAUUGUGGCAGAGCUGAAGAGACAGGGGGUCCAGCUGGAGUUUGUUCUGGAUGAGGGUCUUGCUGUCCUGGAUGGGGUAAUAAAUGGCCUAGAUGGACCUGCUGCCUUGAUUGGAAUCAGUGAAAAAGGACAUGCCACAGUGAAGCUCAGUGUGACAACCAAACCCGGUCACUCCUCCAUGCCUCCAAGCGAGAGUAGCAUUGGCAUUCUGGCCGCUGCUGUGAAAAGGCUGGAAGAGAACCCAAUGCCAAGAUUGUUUGGUGAAGGUCCUGAACGCAGCACAUUUGAACACCUUGCUCACAAGUUCGGUCUACCUCUCAGAUUCAUCAUGUCGAACAUGUGGCUCUUUUCUUCUCUGAUGGGCAGGGUGAUGGAAAGGAGACCUGACACGAAUGCAUUCGUCAGAACAACCACUGCUGUGACUAUGUUUCAUUCAGGUGUGAAGAUUAAUAUUAUCCCGUCUCAGGCAGAGGCCUACGUAAAUCUGCGCAUUCAUUCAGCCCAAACUCUGCAAGAGGUGCUUGACUUGAUUCAUCUCAAAGUGGCAGAUGAUCGGGUCAAGAUAGAACUGAAGGGCGGAUUUGACCCGUUACCCAUCAGUUCCUAUGAUGAAAAGUCGUUUGGGUUCCAGAUCAUUAAGAAAACUGUACUAGACAUGUUUCCUCAGGUCACUGUUGCUCCUGGGAUCUGCAUUGGCAAUACUGACAGCCGUCAUUAUACUGAACUGACCAGCAAUAUCUAUCGGUUUGCUCCUACUUGGUUCAAACCAGGUGACUCACAGAGAUUUCACGGCGUGAACGAGAGGAUCUCAAUCAAGAACUACGAGGAGAUUGUGGUGUUUUACUUUCAACUCAUACAAAACUGUGACAUUAAGAGUCUACCUCUGUCUCAUGGCAGUGAGCAUGAGCUGUAGCCGUAGAGGUUGAUCCAAGCCCUGUAUUUCUGUGUGUAAUCCAGGGACGUUUGAUGCAUUUCUGUGAAAUUUAAUGAUGAUGAGAGAUCUAGGAGGUUAUGGUCAUUACCCAGCUAAUCAACUCUUUUAUGAGUUACAGAUUGAUUUCAAUGGCACAGCUGCUGUACUUUCAUGAUUUUGAGCCAAGUCUAUUAUAGCACAGCCUUUUGAAUGGAGGUUUUCCCUUUUGAACUCUAGUUUAGUUUAAACCUAGCUUUGACCUAAUAUUGGUCAGGAGCAUUAGCUUUUUACAUACGCAUUUGUGUUUAGUUUAUCAGGAAAAGAAGAUUUAGAACAGUCAAAGCCUGACCCUAAUGAAUGUACUGGAUAAACAGAUGGAGAAUGAAAAUGAGAGAUUUGUAGAGUUUUACAGUGGAACAUAAAGGUACUAAUAACAUGGUAGAUAAAUUGAUACUUGAAGUUUACUCAAAGAUGACAUAGAUGACGAGCAGUGUUUAAGCAACUCCUCCCCUAGAUGUCUUACGAAUGGACAUUGAUCGCCUUAAUGUAGGGAUGCUUGACAAUGGACAAUAAACAUGGUUAUGAUUGCUGAACUUUAUUUAGAGAGAACAUA
Chanos chanos (milkfish) is the source of this 2182-nucleotide messenger RNA. RefSeq names its product peptidase M20 domain containing 1, tandem duplicate 2 (gene pm20d1.2). Gene Ontology annotation, molecular function: hydrolase activity, acting on carbon-nitrogen (but not peptide) bonds, in linear amides; metallocarboxypeptidase activity. NCBI's taxonomy places the organism in Eukaryota, Metazoa, Chordata, Actinopteri, Gonorynchiformes, Chanidae. Bases 1 to 1569 code for a protein of 522 amino acids. The transcript is spliced from 13 exons. Gene Ontology annotation, biological process: lipid metabolic process; amino acid metabolic process. The record is from RefSeq and is a predicted model, not a curated record.